AUCGUCGUUAAAAGAAAUAACAUUUCAGGUAAUUUUCACAACGAAUGUUGCGGAGACGUCGAUCACAAUUCCGGGUGUCCGGUACAUCGUUGACUGUGGUUUGGCUAAAGUGGAAAAAUUUGAUGCUGUUCGACGAAUCAGUGUAGUGGAUUUGGAUUUGAUCUCCAAGGUUUCAGCCGAGCAGCGAGCUGGAAGAGCUGGAAGGACAGCACCAGGUCUGCUCUACAUUAUGAGAUUUUUUUUUCAGGUGAAAGAAUUUGACGCUGUUCGACGAAUCAGUGCAGUGGAUUUAGAUUUGAUCUCCAAGGUUUCAGCCGAACAGCGAGCUGGAAGAGCUGGAAGGACAGCACCAGGUCUGCUCUACAUUAUGAAUUAG
This is a messenger RNA of Gongylonema pulchrum, 376 nucleotides long. The record is from the annotation of a GenBank genome assembly. Lineage: Eukaryota; Metazoa; Nematoda; Chromadorea; Rhabditida; Gongylonematidae.